GCAAGCAGUUUUUGGACGUUUGAGUUGCAGUGCAUCAUGGGAUAAAUAUUUGGGGUCCGGACUUAAUUCUUAUGUAUUUGUACAUCUAUACACAUCAGAAUGAUAAGGAGUGUCUCCAACAACGUACCUAUAGGCAAUUUGUGGACGCUACGGUCCUGAUUUCAAUUUUUUUGUCCCAGGACUAGUUGUGAGCAAAAAAUUCAGACAUCGCAUGCGUCUGAAUUAGACAAUGAAGGAGACCUUCAGUACCAAAGGGCUCUGACCAUGCUUCGGUUUUUCACGCGCCGGGUGUUAGAAUGUGUUGAUGAACAAGGGUCAAGGGAAGCGGGGACUUGGAAGGACGGGAGCUAUAAAGUAAUUCGUUGACGGUCCCUAAAUCAGCGGUGAGCGAGCGUCUACGAGGCUGUGGAAUUGAUCUGGACGUCUUUCGACCACCUUAGGCCGGCUAGCGGUGACAUCGGGGUUGUUGCCGGCGGCGAUGGCGGGCAGUAGGAGGACGUGAGCGUCCGGCGCCAUGCAGCGGGAGGCGAGCCGGGAGCUGCGGCUGCCGGGCCUGGGCCCCCACGGACGGCACUACGCGUGCGGCUCCUGCGCCUCCUUCGCCAACAUCGUGGUCACCUUCCCCCUGCAGAAGGUCCUCUUCCGCCAGCAGCUGUACGGCGUGCGGCUAAGCGAGGCGCUGUGGCAGCUGAGGCGGGACGGCCUGCGGAAUCUGUACCGGGGCCUGCUGCCCCCGCUGCUGCAGAGGACCGCCACCACGGCGCUCAUGUUCGGCCUCUACGAGGACGCCUCGCGGCUCCUGCUCCAGCGUGCCGGCGGACCCGAGGUUCUGACCCGCGGCGCUGCCGCCGUGCUGGCGGGGAUGGCCGAGGCGGCCCUCACCCCCUUCGAGAGGGUCCAGACCCUCCUGCAAGACCACCGGCACCACAGCCGUUUUAACAACACUUUCCACACCUUCCGCGUGCUGGUGCAGGAGCACGGCGUCCGCGAAUGCUACCGCGGCCUGGUGCCGAUCCUGCUGCGUAACGGCCCCAGCAAUGCCCUCUUCUUCACCCUCCGGGGCCCCAUCAAACAGAGGCUCCCUGCGGCCCGGGGCCACGCCGGCCACCUCCUCAAUGACUUCAUCUGCGGGGGUCUGCUGGGAGCCAUGUUGGGUGUCUUUUUCUUCCCACUGAAUGUCCUGAAGACGCGGCUGCAGUCGCAGGUGGGGGGUGACUUCCUGUCCUCACGCCAGGUGCUGCGUACCAUCUGGACGGAGCGGGGCGGCAAGGUGACGCACCUCUUCCGGGGGGUGCACCUGAAUUGUCACCGCUCCGUCCUGUCCUGGGGCAUCAUCAAUGCCACUUAUGAGCUCCUUCUGAAGCUGAUGUGAUGAGAUGGAGCCAGACUGACGAUUUGGAAACUGUGGAUCCAUGUUGUACAUCUUUCUUUUGGGACUUGUCAAUCUUAUCUUCGGGUGAUUCUGCUGGAGGCUUAGAAUCAAAGUGAAAGAGAUGACUGGGUGUACUGGGAAUGGAGGAGACUUCGUAGAACAUUGAACUGUAGGCUUGUUUUGAAGACCAAUGUUAAGUUGACGUGUGAAGUUUGGGACUUGUGGGAACUUAAGUGAAGACCAGAUUAUUUGGGUCAUCUGGUGUCCUCAUCUUCGUCGUUCACUCGCUUUGACAAUAAUCAAUACGCCGUUUUUGUUUGUUUGACCUUUUGAGUUGUUUCUGUAGCGGUGUCUAAUUUUUUUGUGACAUUUCUUAUUUAGAAGUGCAGGUUUUUAUUCAAUCGCUACUUUUUUGUGAUAAAGAAAAGCAUUAAAGCUCACAAUAAAAACAGAACCUCUGAACGGGA
Messenger RNA from Paramormyrops kingsleyae, 1839 nucleotides. RefSeq names its product mitochondrial nicotinamide adenine dinucleotide transporter SLC25A51-like. The record is from RefSeq and is a predicted model, not a curated record. Gene Ontology annotation, molecular function: NAD transmembrane transporter activity. Gene Ontology annotation, cellular component: mitochondrion. NCBI's taxonomy places the organism in Eukaryota, Metazoa, Chordata, Actinopteri, Osteoglossiformes, Mormyridae. Gene Ontology annotation, biological process: mitochondrial NAD transmembrane transport.